Molecule: messenger RNA, 7680 nt
Organism: Callithrix jacchus (white-tufted-ear marmoset)
Lineage: Eukaryota; Metazoa; Chordata; Mammalia; Primates; Cebidae
Gene: ZNF682
Product: zinc finger protein 682
Biological process (GO): regulation of transcription by RNA polymerase II
Cellular component (GO): nucleus
Molecular function (GO): RNA polymerase II cis-regulatory region sequence-specific DNA binding; DNA-binding transcription factor activity, RNA polymerase II-specific
Source: RefSeq, a predicted model, not a curated record
UCAGGAUCGAUCUUCGUUGCUUAGUAUCCUCCGCUCUAGGAGGUUCCAGUGACUCUGUCGCAGCCUCUGUGGCCCUGUGACCUGCAGAUGCUGUGAGAUCCAGGGCUAAGACUCCAGGACAUCCCGGAAGCCGAAAAAUGGAACUGUUGACAUUCAGGGAUGUGACCAUAGAAUUCUCUCUGGAGGAGUGGGAGUUUCUGAACCCCGCUCAGCAGAAUUUAUAUAGGAAUGUGAUGCUGGAGAACUACAGGAACCUGGUCUCUCUGGGUCUUACCAUUUCUAAGCCAGAACUGAUUAGCUGUCUGGAGCAAAGACAAGAGCCCUGGAGUGUGAAGAGACAUGAGACCGUAGCCAAACCCCCAGCUAUAUCUUGUCAUUACACUGAAGACUCUUUGACAGAACAGGGAGUGAAAGAUUCAUUCCAAAAAGUGAUACUGAGAAGAUAUGGAAGCUGUGGCCUUGAGAAUUUAUACUUAGGGGAAGACUGGGAAAAUGCAGGUCAGUGUAAGGAUCACAAAGGAAGUUACAAUGGGCUUAACCAGUGUUUGUCAACUCUACAUAGCAAAAUGUUCCUAUAUAAUAAAUGUGUGAAAGUCUUCAAUAAAUCAUCAACUCGAAAUAGACAAAGCAUAAGACAUACUACAGAGAAACUUUUCAAAUGUAUCGAAUGUGGCAAAGUCUUUAAAUCUCACUCAGGCCUUUCUUAUCACAAGAUAAUUCAUACUGAAGAGAAACUCUACAUAUGUGAGGAAUGUGGAAAAACCUUUAAGUGGUUCUCAUACCUUACUAAACAUAAGAGAAUUCACACUGGAGAGAAGCCCUACAAAUGUGAAGAAUGUGGCAAAGCUUUUAACUGGUGCUCAAGCCUCACUGAACAUAAGAGAAUCCAUACUGGCGAGAAACCCUACAAAUGUGAAGAAUGCGGAAAAGCCUUUCACUGGUGUUCGCCCCUUAUUAGACAUAAGAAAAUUCAUACUGGAGAAAAACCCUAUACAUGUGAAGAAUGCGGCAGAGCUUUUAACCGGCAUUCACAUCUCACUAAACAUAAGACAGUUCACACUGGAAAGAAACCCUACAAAUGUAAAGAAUGCGGGAAAACUUUUAACCACUGCUCACUACUUACUAUACACAACAGAACUCAUACUGGAGAGAAACCCUACAAAUGUGAAGAAUGUGGCAAAGCUUUUAACUCAUCAUCAAUUCUUACUGAACAUAAGGUAAUUCAUAGUGGAGAAAAACCUUACAAGUGUGAAAAAUGUGACAAAGUCUUUAAGAGGUUCUCAUACCUUACUAAACACAAGAGAAUUCACACUGGAGAGAAGCCCUUCAAAUGUGAAGAAUGUGGCAAAGCUUUUAACUGGUCCUCAAUCCUUACUGAACAUAAGAGAAUCCAUACUGGAGAGAAACCCUACAACUGUGAAGAAUGUGGGAAGGCCUUUAAUCGGUGCUCACACCUUACUAGACAUAAGAAAGUUCAUACUGCAGUCAAACACUAUAAAUGCGAAGAAUGUGGCAAAACUUUCAAACGAUGCUCACAUCUUAAUGAACAUAAGAGAAUUCAAAGAGGAGAGAAAUCCUGCAAGCGUAAAAAAUGUGGGGAAGCACUUAAUCACUGCUCAAACCUUACUACAUAAGAAUUGUUACUUUUUUUUUUGAGACGUAGUUUCGCUCGUUACCCAGACUGGAGUGCAAUGGCGCGAUCUCGGCUCACCGCAACCUCCGCCUUCUGGGUUCAAGCAAUUCUCCUGCCUCAGCCUCCCAAGUAGCUGGGACUACAGGCGUGCACCACCAUGCCCAGCUAAUUUUUGUAUUUUUAGUAGAGACAGGGUUUCACCUUGUUGACCAGGAUGAUCUCUAUCUCUUGACCUCAUGAUCCACCCGCCUCGGCCUCCCAAAGUGCUGGGAUUAUAGGCGUGAGCCAUCGCGCCCGGCCUAGGAAUUGUUACUAACGAGAAAUCCUACCAGUGUAAAAAAUGUGUGGUAAAGUCCUUAAAUCUUGCUCAAGCCAUUCAAAUCAGAAGGUAAUUUAUACUGGGGAGAAACACUACAAAUGUGAAGAAUGUGGGAAAGUCUUUGUCCAUUGCUCACACCUUAUUGCACAUGAGAAAAUUCAUGCUGAGAAUAGUUCUGAUUUUAAAGAAUGUGGCAAAGCAUUUAACAACUGCUAUGAGCUUAGUCAUAGAGGUUUUGUGCUAGAUACGAGCAAUGUAAGUAUAGUGAUACACAUUACCUUUGUCUGUGGAAAGAUGUCACCAAAUAAAAGCCUUAGAGGGCGCCAGGUGUAAUGAUAGUGAUACGUCCCAUCUGUACGUGGGAAGACUUCAAACAUAUAAGCCUUAGAGUACGCAAGCGUUUCUAUACUGAAGAAAAACAUUACAAAUAUAGAGUGGUGCGAUAUGUUUACGUAUGUUACACAUUUUGUUGUACAUAGAAUUUAUGCUGAAGGGGAACCCUCUAACAGUUGCUCAAAUUUUAUUCAAUUUUAGAGAAUUUAUAUUGGAAAGAAACCCUACAACUGUAAUGAAUAUGAAAAUAAAUUAUUGAAAAAAUACACCUUAGAAAACAGUAGUUUACAUGAAAAUAUUUGGCCGGGCGAGGUGGCUUACGCCUAUAAUCCCAGCACUUUGGGAGGCCAAGGCGGGUGGAUCACGAGGUCAAGAGAUCAAGACCAUCCUGGUGAAAACCCCGUCUCUACUAAAAAUACAAAAAAUUAGCUGGACAUGGUGGCGCGUGCCUGUAAUCCCAGCUACUCAGGAGGCUGAGGCAGGAGAAUUGCCUGAACCCAGGAGGCGGAGGUUGCGGUGAGCCGAGAUCGCGCCAUUGCACUCCAGCCUGGGUAACAAGAGAGAAACUCCGUCUCAAAACAAAACAAAACAAAACAAAACAAAUACAAAAAUUAGCUGGGCAGGGUGGCUCACACCUGUAGUCCCAGCUACUCGGGAUGCUGAGGCAGGAGAAUUGCUUGAACCCAGGAGGUGGAGAUUGUGGUGAGCCGAAAUCACGCCACUGCUCUCCAGCCUGGGUAACAAGAGCGAAACUCCAUCUCAAAAAAAAAAAAAAAUGUUUAACAGAUGCAGCAAACAUAAAAAAUUAAUCAAAAAUCAAGUCUAAAUGAACAUCAGAGGAUUCAUAGUAGAAACCACUAAAACACUAACACUUUCAAUGUUAUUUUAAAUCAGGGUAUUGAUUAUAAGGAAUAAUUCAAAGUUAACAUAAUUUAGGCUAAAAAGAAACAGGAGAUUAAUAUUUCGAGACUUGCAAUUAUAUUCAAAGUGGACUGUUUUUGCAUUGAAAGAAUUUUAGAUUUUUACAAAGGCAAAUUUUGAUGUAAUUCAACUCUCAAGUUACUCAUUGCUGUGUCUAUUCCUUGUGUCUAUAUGAAAGCAUGUGGUCAAUUUUUGCUGCUGAGAGCUUUGAGAGAUUCUAUAUUAGGAGAACGUCAUAUAUACUUUUCAAUAGAAGAUCGAGGACACUGAAAUGUAAGGUGUGUGAAGAAAAUCCACACAGAGGCCUUUGUGGUUGACAUAAAACUGUUGUAAGUGAUGCAUGAGAUGGAUGGUUCAGAGUAAUAUUCUUGUGCAUUAUUCAAAUUUUAAUACAUUGUUUUACCGAUUGCACAUUAAGAUAAUCAAAUAUAGUGGAUUUUGUGAUGCUUUUCUUAGACUGUGUGAACCUAAUUUGUUUUCAUCAAACAAAGUUGUUUUUAACAUGUUAAGACAGUUGUGCGUUGAAUCCUGCCACUAGUGUUAGCCUAUUUUACCUUACUCAAGUGUCUAGGUAACAGACGGUACCAACACACUAUUCAGUUAUAUAGUGGAAUGGCAUCUUUAGUAAUUCUUAUCCUUACUGGCUUUAAACUUCAAAUAUAUUGGAGAAUAUUGUUUUCAUAGGUUACAUUUUUAUUAUUUUUCUUCUAACUAUAGAGCCAUUAAGAUGGUUAUUAUGAAAAUUACACAGGCAUAGAAUCAAAAACCAUAUAUUUCUGAAUCUUAAAUGGCUAUUUAGAAAAUGUUAGCUUACAUGUUUUCUUUGAACAUGCAACCUCUGUGGCCUUCCAGACACACAUAGACUCUAAGUUUUUACUUACAUGGAAAUUUAACAUACAAAUAUGUUACUCUAAAGUGUAAGAGAAUUAUGAGGCAAGUAAUUGUAUUUGAAUGUUGAUGUGUACCUAUUUUGAGAAGAAAGAAAAUGUUAGAACAAACUGAUAAUUUUUUUUUUUUUGAGACAGAGUUUUGCUCUUGUUACCCAGGCUGGAGUGCAAUGGUGCGGUCUUGGCUCACCGCAACCUCGGCCUCCUGGGUUCAGGCAGUUCUCCUGCCUCAGCCUCCUGAGUAGCUGGGAUUACAGGCACACACCACCAUGCCCAGCUAAUUUUUUGUAUUUUUAGUAGAGACGGGGUUUCACCAUGUUGAGCAGGAUGGUCUGGAUCUCUUGACCUCGUGAUUCACCCGCCUCGGCCUCCCAAAGUGCUGGGAUUACAGGCAUGAGCCACCGCGCCCGGCCCUAAACCGAUAAUUUUUAAAAUGUUGAUAACUUACUACCAAACUAGUAACCUCAAAAUUUCAAAGCAAAUCUGUUUUUCUCCUUUGUAUUGAAUUCAUUUUUCCAAAAUCUUAUGGUUCCUAGUUCCGAAUCCUCUUAUGUAUGUCCUGUUUCUACUUACCUGGAAUUCAUGGUAGACCUAAUGCAUAAUUUUCAUGUUCCAAAGUUUAUAAAGUAUCCUUUAUAUAACCUACUCCAGAAUUUUUUGAAUAAUUUUGACAAAUUUUAAUGUGCUCGCAAAGUAAUUUGAAGGUGUAAUUCCAUAGUAAGUUUCGUACACAUUUUUUCUUCCAGUUGGAGAACUCUAAGCCGAUUUUUCCUUUGUCGUUGUUCUUUUAAUUUUUAUAAUUGACGUCAUUGAGUUUAUUGACUUACUGGGUUAAUUUAUUUAGAUGAACACCAGGGGGUGACAUCAGUCAUGGUCCUGUUUGUUUUUUUUCUAACUCCUAUGUCUCUACAUCAGACAUGGUGUUGUUUAGACAUAAAUGAAGGGGACAAACACAGAAAAGCGCUAGAUGUGUAACACACUCCAUAAUUAGAACACUGGUUCCAGUUGGGGUGAGUUGGUGACUGCAGGAGAUUAAAAUUAUUCAGGUGAAAAAAUGACAUUGAUUCUGCAUGUUUGGAGGGGCAUUUGUACCUAGGCUACACAGCUGACUCUAAUUUUAGAGAAACUGUGCUUCUUUCAUUAUUAUUAUUAUUAUUUUUUUUUUUUUGAGAUGGAGUCUCGUUCUGUCAUCCAGGCUGGAGUGCAGUGGCACAAUCUUGGCUCACUGCAGCCUCUGCCUCUGGGUUUAAGUGAUUCUCCUGCCCAGCCUCCCGAGUAGCUGGGACCACAGGGGUGACCACCACACCUGCUAAUUUUUGUAUUUUUAGUAAAGAUGGGGUUUUACCAUAUUGGCCAAGCUGGUCUUGAAUUCAUGACCUCGUGAUCCACCUGCCGCAGACUCCCAAAGUGCUGGGAUUACAGGCGGCUGGUGUGCUGCAGCUCUGCAAUCCUUUCUUUUCUUUCCCUUUCUUUCUUUUUCUUCCUUUCUUUCCUUCCUUCUUUCUCUCUCCUUCCUUUCCUUUCUUUCUUCUCUCUCUCCCUCUCUUUCUCUCUCCGUCUUUCUUCUCUCUCUCCCUCUUUCUCUCUUUCCGUCUUUCUUCUCUCUCUCUCUCUCCCUCUUUCUCUCUUUCCGUCUUGCUCUCUCGCCAGGCUGGAGUGUAGUGGCACAAUUUCAGCUCCCUGCAACCUCCACCUCCCAGGUAUAAGCUCUUCUCCUGCCUCAGCCCUCUGAGUGGCUGGGACUACAGGUGCAAGCCACCACACCCAGAGAAUCGUUGUAUGUUUAGUAGAGACGGGGUUUCACCAUGUGUGCCAGGAAUGUCUGGACCUCUUGACCUCGUGAUCCUCCAGCCUUGGUCUCACAAAGUGCUGGGAUUACUGGUGUGAGCCACCACACCCAGUGCUGCUGCUCUUUCAAAAAGGGCUUCCUCCCUGAGCUGAGCCAGACCCACCCCACAGGAUGGGAAAAUUCUUUCUUUUUUACUCUAUUUUUGAAUGUAUUCAAUAGGUGAACAGAAGUAUUUUGCUGUCAUAUUAAUGAUACAUAAAAUUUUUGUUCAAGAGAAAAUCAAUGUUUAAUUUGGUAAUAGUGUAUUAUCAGUACUAAAGCUAAUUUUAAUAAAAUCUUGUGAAUCAGUCAUUUUUGACCUCUUGAUCUUUACACAAAUAGUACUCUUGUAAUUUUUUUAACAUUUAUUUUUAUUUUUAUUUAUUUAUUUUUAAAGACGGAGUUUCACCAUGUUGGUCAGGCUGGUUUUGAACUCCCCACCUCAGGUGAUCUGCCUGCCUUGGCCUCCAAAGUGCUUGGAUUACAGGCAUGAGCCACCAUGCCCGGCCACUUUUUUAUUUUUAUUUUUUUAACUUUUUUUUUUUUUUUGGAGAUGGAGUUUCUCUCUUGUUGCCCAUGCUGGAGUACAAUGGUGUGAUCUCAGCUCACCGCAACCUCUGCCUCCCAGGUUCAAGUGAUUCUCCUGCCACAGCCUCCCAAGUAGCUGGGACUAUAGGCAUGUACUACCAUGCCCGGCUAAUUGUAUUUUCAGUAGAGAUGGGAUUUCUCCAUUUUGGUCAGCUGGUCUCAAACUCCCGACCUAAGAUGGCCCACCCAUCUCAGCCUACCAAAGUACAGGGAUUACAGACGGAAGCCAAGACACCCAGGCUAGCUUUUUAUAUCAUAUUUUUAUCUACAUUCUUCGAAUUUUUUCAAUUUGAAAGAACAUUUAAGUAAUUCAAACCAUUAGAGGAGAUAGAAAGAAAAUCAUUUAGAGCCAGGCGUAGUGGCUCACACCUGUAAUCCCAGCACUUUGGAAGGUCAAGGUGAGCAGAUAACUUGAGGUCAGGAGUUCAAGACCAGCGUGGCCAACAUGGUAAAACCCGAUCUCUAAUCAAAAUACAAAAAAUUAGCUGGGUGUGGUGGUGCACAACUGUAGUCCCAGCUACUCUGUGGGCUGAGGUAGGAGAAUCGCUUGAACCCGGGAGGUGGAGGUUGUGUAUCGGCCUACGGGGUUCACCUUGCCCUGUGCUUAGACCAAACUGAUUCAUCCAGACAGGGUCAUUUGUGGCGGAAAAGUUAAAUAUUCAAUUUGAACUCAAUUGAAUGUGGACACAAUGUUCAAAUCCUGGAACAGUUUGUGUGAGUCCCUUGCAUUCAUCCAGGACAGUGUGGGAGAAAUUUCUAUUUCAAUCUAUUCCUCUACAUUAGUUGUUGCAAAAAAAUAGACAAUCCCCAAAACAAGUUGACCAUUUUGUGUUCCUUAAGGCCAGUUGCAAAGGGCACUCGUGACUGGGCUGUAUGCCAAAAUUCAUUCAAAAAGAGCGAGGGUCCCAGGUCGCGCUGAAGCUUCAUGAGACCUCCUAGUCUGCAGGGAUGAGUGUCCACCUCUGGAGGCCAGGCUGUUGCUUCCCACUCUGGUGGCGAAUUCUUCACAGUCUCAUGAGCAUACAUAUAUAACUGUGUUUCUCUUUUUCUUUUCUCCUCUUUUUAUUGCAAUUUGCUUAUUGUAUCAAUCUGCUUAUUAUGUUGAUUUGCUUAUAUCAUUUAUUAUAUGUGCAUUGCCAGUUACAUGGGAUAAAGCUUGUUUAUCCUUAAA